Paralichthys olivaceus (Japanese flounder) is the source of this 358-nucleotide messenger RNA. The record is from RefSeq and is a predicted model, not a curated record. NCBI's taxonomy places the organism in Eukaryota, Metazoa, Chordata, Actinopteri, Pleuronectiformes, Paralichthyidae.
GUGGUGGGCAUGGACACUGAUCAAAGGCCUUUCUCCAGAGGAGGCCCUGCAGGUGAGGGCCAAGGUCGCCUGUCUGGAGGCCCUGAAGGGCCAAAGGAACGACUUGGGCCUGCAAAGAGCCUGGGAAGGAAACUAUCUGAAGCGAGACAGCCCCGACACAUCGUCGUCGUUCACGCUCGUCUCCAGCGAGCUGCAGCGCAAAGACAAAUUCAUGAGGGUUCUGUUCUCCUGCAAUGUUCGCAAGAUCAACCGUUUCCACAAGGCGGAGGACAGGACUGUGCUCAUCACUGACCGCCACCUGUACAAGAUGGAUCCCCUGAAGCAGUACAAGCCCAUGAAGAGCAUCCCCCUCUACAAC